Molecule: messenger RNA, 912 nt
Organism: Toxorhynchites rutilus septentrionalis
Lineage: Eukaryota; Metazoa; Arthropoda; Insecta; Diptera; Culicidae
Exons: 1
Coding region: 1-912 (303 amino acids)
Source: RefSeq, a predicted model, not a curated record
AUGAAGAAACUCGUGGAUCCUGUAGACGAAACCAAGCCACACUGCUACCUCCCACACCAUCCGGUGUUCAAGACAUCCAGCUUCACCACGAAAGUUCGUGUCGUGUUCGACGCGUCGUGCAAGACGUCGUCUGGAUUCUCCGUGAACGACUUACAGCUAGUUGGACCAGUCGUUCAAGAGGAUCUACUGUCGAUCCACAUCCGAUUCCGCAUCCACCGAAUUGCGUUCGUCGCCGACGUGGAAAAAAUGUACCGGCAGAUCCUGCUGCAUCAGCCAUUCCGUCGAUACCAGCUCAUCCUUUGGCGUUCCAGCCCAGAUCAACCGAUUGCUACGUACGAACUGCAGACAGUAACGUACGGUUUCGCGUCGUCUCCGUUCUUAGCGACUCGCACCCUCCAGCAGAUCGCGCAGGACGCAAGUAAGACCUAUCCAGCCGCAGCCGCGGUAGCCCAAAAGGAUUUUUACGUGGAUGAUUUCCUGUCUGGUGCCGACACUGUUGAAUCCGCCAUCCACAUCCGCCAAGAAAUAUCUGCCAUGUUUGCAGCGGCAGGCUUUCCGCUCAAGAAGUGGGCAUCAAAUUCAUCUGGUGUUCUAGCAGACAUUCCCGAAGAAGAUCUAGCGUUCACGCCGUACCAUGACCUUCACAACGAUCAAUCCGUUUCCACUCUCGGGCUCAUAUGGGAGCCGAAACCAGACAUGAUGAGCUUUAAGGUUCAGCUUCCACUUCCAGCACCCGUUCUGACUAAGCGGAAGGUUAUGUCGUACGUGGCGCAAAUUUUCGACCCACUUGGCUUAGUGGGACCAACCAUAGUCAUCGCUAAACUUUUUAUGCAGCAUCUAUGGGCGCUGAAAACCGAAGCCGGAGAUUCCUAUGAGUGGGAUCGUCCUCUUCCUCCUCGUUUGCGUCUGUAG